Messenger RNA from Camelina sativa (false flax), 694 nucleotides. RefSeq names its product MLP-like protein 423. The record is from RefSeq and is a predicted model, not a curated record. Gene Ontology annotation, molecular function: abscisic acid binding; signaling receptor activity; protein phosphatase inhibitor activity. NCBI's taxonomy places the organism in Eukaryota, Viridiplantae, Streptophyta, Magnoliopsida, Brassicales, Brassicaceae. Gene Ontology annotation, biological process: abscisic acid-activated signaling pathway; defense response.
AAAAAUCAUUCAAAGACAUACAUAAUACUUGAGUUUAAAUUUUCUUUUCUUCUUAAACUAGGAAAAUGGGAUUGACUGGUGUUCUUCAUGUGGAGGUUGAAGUUAAGUCUCCGGCUGAAAAGUUCUGGGUAGCCCUUGGCGACGGCAUCAAUUUCUUUCCCAAAGCUUUCCCUAAUGACUACAAAACCAUUCAAGUUCUUGCUGGCGAUGGGAAUGCUCCUGGCUCCAUUCGCCUCAUUACUUAUGGAGAAGGAUCUCCACUGGUGAAGAUAUCGGCUGAGAGGAUCGAAGAAGUGGAUUUGGAGAACAAAAGCAUGUCGUACAGCAUCAUCGGCGGCGAAAUGAUGGAGUACUACAAAACGUUCAAAGGAACGAUCACAGUUAUUCCUAAGGACGGUGGAAGCCUUCUGAAAUGGUCUGGUGAGUUUGAGAAGACCAGCCAUGAGAUCGCUGACCCACACGUCAUCAAGGACUUUGCUGUCAAGAACUUCAAAGAGAUAGAUGAAUAUCUCCUUAAGCAAAGCGCUUAAAAGUUGAAUCUUUAAAAUAUAUAAGUGUGGUUCUAUCGCGGGUCUCUAUAUUAUCUAAGUAAGAAGUUAAAUAAAGUGGAUCCUCUUCAUGAGUUAUCCUUAUUUAUGAUUGCACGGUUUGGUUUCCGGAGUAUAUUAUAUAGACACGCCAGGUGUUUACAAUA